Molecule: messenger RNA, 2411 nt
Organism: Salarias fasciatus (jewelled blenny)
Lineage: Eukaryota; Metazoa; Chordata; Actinopteri; Blenniiformes; Blenniidae
Gene: aven
Product: apoptosis, caspase activation inhibitor
Exons: 6
Coding region: 10-960 (316 amino acids)
Biological process (GO): negative regulation of G2/M transition of mitotic cell cycle
Source: RefSeq, a predicted model, not a curated record
UUGACAGUAAUGGAGGGUAGAGUGAGCAGAGGCAGAGGAGGCAGUUGGAAGAGAGGCGGACGGGGUGGAAACGACGGUGAAGGUUCGGGCGGUGAGUACCGUGGCAGAGGGAGAGGAGGCCACCACCGCGGGAGAGGCAAGCGGGACCACCACCGGGGGCGCGGACGCGGGGGAGGCGGCGGCCGCGGUGCAGACUUCCAUCAGCGGGAUCAAGAUGACGACGAUACGCUCGAGGAGGAAGAUUACAGGGCGGAGGUGUUCUCCAGGAGGAAGCUCGAGUCAAACUGGGACCGUUACGAGGAGUCGGAGAGGCAGGAGCCCGACGACGACACACCCGUUCAGAGGGGGACAGACUACCAUGUCCUGUUAGAGUCAGCAGGAAAUUCCUUCUCUCAGUUCCGGUUUUCAGAAGAAAAAGACUGGGAGAUGAAUCCAUUCGCAACCAGUCAGAUGUCUGCGGUGGUCCUGGACCUUCCCGCUCUCGCUCAGACUCUUCAGCAGCUGCCUCUUCACCAGAGACUCAACCUGGAGGCUGAGCUGGUUCAGGUCUCGACGCCAGCAGAGCUCCCCGCCAUGCCCCUCGCUCCAAAGCCCGACGUCCCCAAAGCUUCCAGGUUCACUCCUCCGGUCACAGCGUUCAGAAAUCUCAGCACCGACCAGACGGUCCCGGAGGUUUUGGGCUCCCAGGUUCCCUCUGCCGCCGCACAGGAGGAAGACGCUGAUGAAGAGCUGGAGCAGCUCCUCGCUUUACAGAAACCGCUCUCCCACGAUGCACAGGAGCAGACGGACAGCGGCGCGGAUCGGGACGACGCUGCUCCAGAGACGACAUCCUGCAAGGAGGUAAAAGAGGAGGUUCAGAAUGAGAAGAUGGAAGAGGUUAAAGACAAAGAUGGCACGCCUGCAAAGCAGGAGAUGACGGAGGAGGACCUGGAGGACUGGCUGGAUAGCAUGAUCUCCUGACCAGCAGGGAAACACUCGGCCGGCGGAUAAAUAUAGAAACUGCACCAAGUUUUCCACACGGCGCACAAGUUCCUGGAGGAUCGGUGUGAGGUUUCUCUCGCUCACUCUUCUUUCCCCUUUAGUCUUCUUGAACCAGAGAGAGACAAUGUGUUUUGGAGAGGCGGUAACGGUAUGUUUCCAACAUUCAUGAGAAUGUGUCAGAAUGUUCCCUCAGAAAAGGAAGUCUCUGUUCUUUGUGAGAUUGUGAAAGUUACGCGCCGCAGGAGCGACCGAUACCGAAACGGGUCACAAACGACACAUUUGGUUUAUUGCGUCAGUUACUUUAUUCAUUUCUCCUCCCUCUUCAAAAGAAAUGCAGGUUUUUACCAAAGCGACUACAUUACAUACAAAUGGCCAUACAAUAGCAGUUUGUCGUCAAUAAAUCCUUGAACUGUUUGUCUCGGUUUCUACUGUGGAAAGAAGUGCAGGCGGGCAAAGACACCACACUUUUGGAACAAAACCAAACUAAGCAACAUUUACACAAGGCUUUUUUUUUUCUAGAUUUUAUACAACAAAUGUCUCACGUUCUAAAUUUUAAAAGCCACAGAAACUAGCUUCAAACUAAUCCAGAACUAGAGCACUGCUUGUGUCGGGAGGGAGAACAAUGAGUCGAUUUCUUUGCAUUGCAUAGUUUCUCAUAAGGCACAUCGGCACUUAAUAAACACCUAAAAGUGAAGAAGUGACCUCUGGUCCUCUUGGAAGAACCAUCUUGGCUUCAGCCGACCGAUUUGAACCGGUUUAAAAAAAAAAAAAGGCAAAUCGGGUCUGACUGCUUUCAUUCAGUGUUUUUCACUGGAUCAACACGAACGGCACACGUCCUGCCAGCUGGGUCGGAAGCAAAGUGACACUAAACAUCCCGGCGGUAAAUCUAGAAAUUGUGCAUAUUCAGACAUUCAUUAGUCAUGCUGUAACCCUUCACACACACACACACUCACACAUCAGAUGUUUACACACCAACAAAUUGUGCAACAGGUUAAGCAGGUGAAAAGGCAAUGUGAGUCAGGAUCAAACCGAAAGAUCUGCAUAAAAGAGGCGUCGUGGCGAUUUUUCAGUCACGAGAAAAAGAGGGCUCGAAUGCACAAACGCAAAACGUCCAAUCAUGAGCUGUACGUCUUCGGAUCAGUGUGUGUUUGUGUGUCUCAAUCAGAAUUCGUUCCAAGUUGUGUUCUUUCUUCUCUUUUUUUUUUUUUUUUUUUUUUUUUUUUUGACACCAUGGCAGCGUGUUCAGUUUCUGUUAACAGGGUGAAAUUCAGUUCAGCGUCUCUUUCGGAUAGAAGGAAAGUAGAGAGAGGGGGCGUUCAGGGCAGCAGACGAGGCUGCCCACUCUAACCCAGCUGGUCCUCGUAUUGCUUCCGGAAGCAGUCUCCAGUCGGGAAGAAGUCCCAGCAUCGCUCCUGGUACAUCUUCCAAAC